Penicillium egyptiacum is the source of this 579-nucleotide messenger RNA. The record is from the annotation of a GenBank genome assembly. Lineage: Eukaryota; Fungi; Ascomycota; Eurotiomycetes; Eurotiales; Aspergillaceae.
AUGGAGAUGCUUAUUUUGACGGAAGGAAUCUUCACAGUCUUACUGAGAAUCUUUACUUAUUUCUUUACCCGAUUUUCCUCUUACGGCAUCCUGGUUCUCCGAAAAGAAAAGGCCUUCACUCAAGCCCGCCUACCGAGCAACUCUCCUCGAGCAGCGGAGGCUAACUUCAAUCUGCGCGAACUAAUUACGACCUUAAAGAACAGGCGAAUCUGCUUUUCCUCUUUUGCUGGGCCUUCUUUACUGUCGGCACAACGGGACUCCCAUUCUACCAACCAACCGUCAUUUCCAAUCUUGGAUUUACGCGAGUUAUUCCAACCUGAAAACAGUAAAUUUGCUAACAAAGGCCAAAGGUCUAUGGGUGAAACCCAGCUACUAAACAUUCCAUCCGCGGUCUUCGCGGUAAUAUUGAUAGUCGCAUUCGGUAUCUUCGCAGAUACCGGGGGUAUCCCUCGACUAGCCAUCCCACUUGGAUUCAUGACUGUGAUUCUGGCGUGUUACGGCGUGCUGUAUGCCUUCCCAAACAAUGGUGGUGUAUAUGCCGCGACGAUUAUCGUCGGAGGUUUCUCGACUGCGUGGUAA